Drosophila mojavensis is the source of this 3083-nucleotide messenger RNA. Its product is annotated as multiple epidermal growth factor-like domains protein 10. Lineage: Eukaryota; Metazoa; Arthropoda; Insecta; Diptera; Drosophilidae. Gene Ontology annotation, cellular component: extracellular region. The record is from RefSeq and is a predicted model, not a curated record. Bases 68 to 3046 code for a protein of 992 amino acids. Gene Ontology annotation, molecular function: chitin binding. The transcript is spliced from 5 exons.
CCAAAUUUUUGCUUUCCACUUCCAUAAAUGCCACUGAGCCAGCUCGAACGGCAAUUAGUUGCGCUCGAUGUUCUGGCGAGGAGAAAUGUGCAAAUUCAAGAAAGAAAUUGUCUCAAUCGGCUUGCUCUUGCUGAUUGGAGCUCAUAGCUCGCUGGCGCAAUGGGCGACUAUUUGCUCCAAUGCGGAGGAUGGAACGCGUCUGGCCUUGCCCUUGGAUUGUGCUCGAUUUGCGGUGUGCGAAGAUCGUGAAGUUGCGCAGAUUCGCCGCUGUCCACGUGGCCUGCACUUCAACUCGGAGCUGGGUGAAUGCGAUUUCCAGUGGCGUGCCGUUUGUACGGGUCUCUUGCCGUUCGGCAAGGCGGUCGCCGACGAGGAUUGUGUGUGCACCUGUUGUGCCGAGCAGUGUCCCGAUGAGCCCAGUGUUCCGGAGCAGACUACGCCCUGUCAGCCGGUGGAGAGUACCACGAAGCCCACCGGCCCCACAAGCAGUCCGGAUAUAGGUGUGACAGAGACAGUGCCCGAUGAGACGACGUCUGAGGGGGAGACUACCUACAAUACGGAGCCCGCUCCUGGUCCCAGUCCAACCGAUAGUCCGGUGGCACCACCAGGCGGUGGUGGUGACGUGCCCGACUUCUGCGUCGACAAGCGUCCGGAUUGUGUAAAUCAGCCGGACGGAGCUUUGCUGCAGCUGCCUGGCGUCUGCACGAAGUUUAUUCAAUGCAAUCACGGCUGCAGCACGGAGCAGAUCUGUCCCAGCGGCCUCUACUUCGAUCCCAUUGAAGGCAUCUGCAAUUAUCCGUGGGACGUGGACUGCAAGCCAGUGACCACAGACGACAGUGAUGGUGAGGUGGUGGGUCCAUCGGGCACCACUUGCAGCGAUCAGGGGAUUUGCGCCGGCCAACGGGAUGGUAAGAUGUUUGCUGAUCCGGAUACCAAUGGCUACUUCGUUUGCCAGUGCCAGUGUCCCAUUGCCAUGCCCUGCGAUGCGAAUACCAAAUUCAAUGAGGCGGUUCAGGCUUGUGACUGGGAUAAUGUACCAAAUACGGAUGGCGGUAGUGACGGCGGUAGCGGUGGUAGCGGCGGCGGUAGUGGCAGCAGCGCUGUCAUAUGUCCCGAUGGUCUGAUCUACAAUGCCACUUCCGAUCAGUGCGAUUAUGCGCCGGACUAUGUGCCAGAUGUCGUCUGCCCGAACACCGAGACUAUUUGCCAGAACCAGCCGGAGGGCGAACUCUUCCCCAUUAACGGUGUGUGCAACAAGUUCUACAAAUGUAAUUUCAACUGUGCCAUAGAGCAGAUCUGUCCCAAUAAUUUGCUCUAUGACGCCAAGACCAAGAUCUGUGACUAUCCCCAAAAUGUUAAAUGUGAUUGGCCGUAUUCGCCACCAACUGGCCCGGAAGCCGGACCCUCGGGCAUUUCCUGUGAAAGCAACGGCCGCUGCCUGGGACAGCGCGAAGGCACCUAUUUCCCAUCCCUGACCAGCUGCAGCGGCUACGUCGUCUGCCAGUGCGAGUGUGAGGUGCCCAUGGAGUGCUCGCCAGGUCUCUACUGGGAUACCAAAUUGUCCACGUGCAAUUAUCCUGACCAAGCCGGCUGCGCAAGGCUCUUGAGCUUCAACGGCGUUCGAGCAGGUUCGAUCUCCUAUAUAAAGGCUCAUCUUUUGAAGCGCUUGAUCAGUGGUAUAGGAGAUCUGCAGCUGGACAGUUGUAGUGCAUUGCAGUGGAUUGACUGUGCGAAAAUGGCUAACCGAAGAAACUUAAAUUUCGCGUAUCUCCUCUUCGUUGCCAUGGCCUUAGUCUUGGGAGCCGUGGCCGAUGAUGAUUGCUGUGAGGUUGGCGAUACCAAGCCCGACGAAAACGAUUGCACGCAAUACUACGGCUGCUGUACGGGAAAGUUUGUUCUUAAGUCCUGCCCAAGCGGACAGUACUGGAAUAGAGAUACCAAACAAUGUGAAGACGACAAUGGCCAAUGCGUUACUGUAGCUCCCUGCACAUGUACAGAUGGGGAUGUCAAGGCAGAUGAUUCAGACUGCACCAAAUAUCUGGUCUGCAAGAACGGAGAAUAUGUCUCCGCUUCCUGCAACUCUGGUGACUACUGGAACUCAGCUAGCAAACAGUGUGAGCAGGAUAAUGGUCAGUGCGUUACUCAGGCUCCAUGCACAAAUGGAGAUACCCAGGCAGAUGCUUCGGACUGCACCAAAUAUCUGGUCUGUCAGAACGGACAAUAUGUCUCCGCUUCCUGCAACUCUGGUGACUACUGGAACGCGGCUAGCAAACAGUGUGAGCAGGAUAAUGGUCAGUGCGUUACUCAGGCUCCAUGCUCAAAUGGAGAUACCCAGGCAGAUGCUUCGGACUGCACCAAAUAUCUGGUCUGUCAGAACGGACAAUAUGUCUCCGCUUCCUGCAACUCUGGUGACUACUGGAACGCGGCUAGCAAACAGUGUGAGCAGGAUAAUGGUCAGUGCGUUUCAGUAGGCUGUAAGGAUGGCGUUCUUAAGCCAGAUGAAUCUAACUGUGCUGGUUUCUACGAGUGUGUGGAUAAUAAGUUUGUCCAGAGAAAAUGCCCUGCUCAAACCUAUUUCGAUAAUUCGCUGGGUGCUUGCGUUAUUGAUGAGAACGGUGUUUGUAUUCCCAAGGUCUGCGAUGCCGAAUGCUGUGAUAUGCCUAACAAUUGGAUUGGACCCGUCGAGAAGAACUGCUCGGCAUUCAUUCAAUGUCUAUAUGGCAAUGUGAUCCAGCAGAACUGUCCCAACAAUCUGCAGUUCAACAAUAUUACCAAGGAAUGCGACUAUCCCGAUGUUGUCCAAUGCGAUGAUGGUAGCCCACCGCCAAGCGGACCCACAGCCGGCCCCUCCGGCACCUACUGUGAGAGCAAGGGUCGUUGUCUUGGAAAACGCGAUGGCACCAUGUUAGUCGAUGACAAGAAUAAAUGCAGCGGAGGCUAUAUUGUAUGCCAGUGUGAGUGUGAGGUUGCCUUCACCUGUAGCGCCGGCUUGGUUUUCAACCAGCAGGUUCUCGCGUGUGACUGGCCAGAUAAUUCUGACUGCUAAACUUCUUAAUAAACAUAUUUAAAGCAGCAUUCCCAGA